AUGGCAAACAUUGACAGCAUUAUAAAAAGCAGAGGCAUCACCCUAAGUUAUGAAAAUAAAACUAUUCUUAGGUAUGACAAUGUAGGUGGACAGGAGCCUGUAACUCUGAUUUGUAGAGCAGACGGUAACCCAGAAGCCGAUGUUACUUGGUACAAGGAAAAUAAUAUUGUCAACAGGAGUAAAUCAUCAUCAACUCUGCAUAUUACUAUAAUGAGUCCUACCACCUACGCUUGUUUAGCAUGGAAUGAGCUGGGAACGGACCUACAACACCUACAACACGUGGUUUCCUUGCAGGAAACCACAGUUCGAGAAGUGCUCAUUGGGGUAGCCUGUGGAGUCACCAUCAGCUUUAUUACUGUUGUUAUAAUCUUCAUAUUCUGGUCAAGGUGCCAGCCAGCAUUGAAGCCAGAUCUUAACCAUCCCGGAGAAUUUCAUUCAUCUCAAGACAUUCCACCAGAUGACAGCCAACUGUAUGCACAAGUUCAGAAACCAAGAUUACAAGUCAGUGCAGCUGAAAAUCCACAGUCCUCAAAUUUAAAUGAUGUCAACUACGCAUCAAUCAAGUUUUCCAAAGCGGUGGCCAAAGGCACACCAAAGCAACCUGAAACUGAAUACACGGAGAUUAAGCAUAGUUCAUAUUAG
Molecule: messenger RNA, 642 nt
Organism: Rana temporaria (common frog)
Lineage: Eukaryota; Metazoa; Chordata; Amphibia; Anura; Ranidae
Exons: 5
Coding region: 1-642 (213 amino acids)
Biological process (GO): cell-cell adhesion
Cellular component (GO): cell-cell junction
Molecular function (GO): cell adhesion molecule binding
Source: RefSeq, a predicted model, not a curated record